Stereum hirsutum FP-91666 SS1 is the source of this 2109-nucleotide messenger RNA. RefSeq lists its product as uncharacterized. NCBI's taxonomy places the organism in Eukaryota, Fungi, Basidiomycota, Agaricomycetes, Russulales, Stereaceae. Gene Ontology annotation, molecular function: phosphatidylinositol binding. The transcript is spliced from 4 exons. Bases 1 to 2037 code for a protein of 678 amino acids. The record is from RefSeq and is a predicted model, not a curated record. Gene Ontology annotation, cellular component: intracellular membrane-bounded organelle.
AUGGCGAACCCCAAACGACGACCAGGUUUUUCGCAGCGGUCAGGACCUGUCGCUGCUCCCUCCAUUCCUCUCGACGCCCGUUCUCGUUCCAACGCGUCCAUCUCAUCUUCCAUCCAAGGCCGAUCCGCUCCGCCCCCCACGACCGGCUCAUUAGCCCAACCCAUUUCACUCACCAAGCGUCUCCUUUUCUCGCACUUGCCGCCCAAUGCACCUAUACCCCCGAUAUUUCAAUAUCCGGGCCUACCACCUGCUCUGAACACAGAGCUAUACGACUUUCUUGCGCUUGCGCUGAGGGCAUUCAUUAAUCCUUGGUGGACGAAGAUAACUAGAUACGACAAGGAGUUUCUUGUUCAGGUUACCAGCAUAGUCACCGUCGUCUUUCGUAACCUCGAAUCACGCUCCUUGGCCGCGGACCUCAGUCCUCUCGUCUUCCGAGACCUUCCGUCAAUCUUGACGCAGCACUGGGUUGACUAUCGGACCGCGAAGCAGAAACUCAACACUUCGUAUUCACUCGCUGGUUCUUCUUCCUUUCACGCACUAUUUCACGCUCAGCAGCAACAUAUCGGGGUUUCGGCAGAUGGGCAGUUUGAUGAAGUAUAUGUGCGGACAGCCAUCGAUGCUGUCUUGAAGGCUUGUCUGCCUCCCGAGGAUUGGGAAGCUGAACCGGAGCGAUAUAUUGUCAGAGAGAUUGUGGUCAAGAUCGUGUCGAAGGACGUUGCUGGUAGGCUUACGCAACCAUGGUUCAUACACAAGAUUAUACUGGAUCUACUUGGGCCGCCCCCAGCCAAGUUUGUAGAGCCUCCAGACCCUCAUCAACCACAUCCCGGCUCAUCAACCUCCUUCCAUUUACCCUCCUUCCACACGAUCAUCGUUUUCUUCCUCUCCGCUAUACAAACCAUCUCGAGCAUCGCUCUCACCCUGAUUCACUCCUACAAACGAGCGGUCCAUGGCAUUCAAAUGGUCAACCAGCACCACAACUUCCGACAUCAAGGUUCAAAACCCUCUUCUGUCCCAUCACCUUCAACUGUUCCGUCACCAGUGGAUCGGACGCCAUCCACUGUCAAGAUUGACGAGAAAGCUACCCCUGUCACCCAGACCCAAUCGUUCAUCUCAGAUCACAGCCCUUUGUUACACGGUGUCGAGAAUCCGGUCAUUCAUGCAAUUGACCUCACCGACAACGGUCUGUCAACGUCGAGACCUCCUGUGCCUCCCGUACAGCCCCCGCCGCCGCCACCACCACCAUCACCUCCGCCACCACCUCAUUACCCUCUCCCGGCAGCUCUAACACGGCUACGCCCAGCACCGACAGACUUAGGGCGAGCUCCCGUCGCGUUGUUCGUGGAACUCUUGACGUUGCGAAGGCGGUAUGCGGGGAGCGCAAUGGCUUCACUGCUCGAAAUGCUGCAGGCCGGAUUUACUCGAUUCUUGGACAGAUUAUUGCCUUAUGUGCUCUACGAGCACGUUCUCUCACCUGAACGUCUCACGUCCAUAAUCAUUGUCGCCAAACGGACACUCUUCCCUAAUGGAUACCCAGCUGCUGCUCCACCUGAUCCAACACAAGAGGAGCAAGUUGCGAUGAAGGAGGCAGUAGUGGAAAGGACUGUGGGGAUUGUUCCUCCCUUUGUUUCAUCCGUCCUGCUUGGCGCCACUCCAAACGAGCAAAAGCGGACCAUAGAGGAGAUGAUCGAUCCACUGAGCGACCAGGCCUGCAAUGCGCAUUUGUUAAUAUGCAUUCUCGAUGCCUUUUUGUUAGCCUUGCUUCCUGAACUGGGUGGAGAAGAGGAGGUUUCGGCUGUUAAUACGAGUGCUCGGAGCAGUAGUCCAAGUGAUGGAAGUGGCGGUGGGAAGUCAGGUAACGGAGAUGGGAUAGGAUCAAGUGCAGGAUUUGGGCUGGGUGUUGGGGAGGUGCGAAGUAUGGAGGGAGGGAGUGAGGGUGAGGAUGGAAGAAGCGCGAGUACUAGAGGUGGAGGCGAGAGCGGUACGGGUGCAGGUGGAGGAAGGCGAGGAUCUGGGCUGGAGAGUAUGUUCUCGGUUUGAGUCAGCGGCCUCUGGAUUAUCAGUAUGUGAAUUACACGUUUUCGGUCAUUUCGUGUAUGUCGCCGAUUUGUG